This is a messenger RNA of Lycium ferocissimum, 2115 nucleotides long. RefSeq names its product protein disulfide isomerase-like 1-6. The record is from RefSeq and is a predicted model, not a curated record. Gene Ontology annotation, molecular function: protein disulfide isomerase activity. Gene Ontology annotation, biological process: protein folding; response to endoplasmic reticulum stress. NCBI's taxonomy places the organism in Eukaryota, Viridiplantae, Streptophyta, Magnoliopsida, Solanales, Solanaceae. Gene Ontology annotation, cellular component: endoplasmic reticulum. The transcript has 12 exons. Bases 191 to 1798 code for a protein of 535 amino acids.
UGGUCAAAAAUGCUCCUCCUAUUUCUUCCGUGUCUUCACCCUUUUCACUUCUUUUUUCUCUCUCACUUCACACUUUGAGAUCUUUCCAACAUAUUCAUCACUCAAAAUCACCAUAGAUCCCAAUCAAUUUUGCAGCCAUUUUCAGUAGAAAACCAAUAAAAAUUGGAUCUUUACACUCGACAGUCAAACCAUGUAUACUCCAAAACCCAUUUCAAGAUUCAUCUUUUUCUCCUUACUCCUUCUUCUCUUGCUCAACUUCUUAACUCCAUCAAUUUCUUCAGAGCUUGACUUAACUGAUGAAGAUGGUGAUGACGUGGAAGGUCUAGAAGAACUCAUAGCAUUAGAUGAACAAGAAGAAAAUCCCCAAGUGGCCCACCAUGAAAAACCCACUGAAGCUGAGUUUGUAAGUAAAGCACAAAGAAUAGUACUUGAACUUAACAAUGACAAUACUAAAAGAGCAAUUGAUGGAAAUGAGUAUGUUUUAGUUCUUGGUUAUGCUCCUUGGUGUGUUAGGAGUGCUGAGUUAAUGCCAAAAUUUGCUGAGGCAGCUACUGCUCUUAAAGAAUUAGGGAGUUCUCUGUUGAUGGCUAAGAUUGAUGCUGAAAGAUACCCUAAAGUUGCAUCUACUCUUGAGAUCAAAGGGUUUCCUACUUUGCUUUUGUUUGUUAAUGGCACUUCUCAACCUUACACUGGUGGAUUCUCCGCGGAAGAACUUGUAAUCUGGGCAAGGAAGAAGACAGGUGUACCUAUUAUUAGAAUUAGCUCAGAUGCUGAGGCAAGCCACUUUCUCAAGAAGCAUUCAAUGUUUGUGGUUGGGCUGUUUGAGAAAUUUGAGGGACCUGAUUAUGAUGCAUUUAGAAAAGCAGCCGAAAUGGACAAUGAAAUCCAGUUUGUGGAAACUAGCAAUGCAGAAAUUGCCAAGCACCUCUUCCCCGAUUUUAAGUCAGCCAGUCUUUUCCUUGGUCUAGUUAAAAGCGAGCCAGAGAAAUACACAGAAUAUGAAGGAACCUUCUCUACAGAUGGAAUCUUGCAGUUUUUGGAUGAUAAUAAGUUCCCCUUAAUUACAGCACUUACUGAACUUAACGCUGCUAGAGUUUACUCCAGCACAAGCAAACUUCAGGUGUUGAUAAUUGCUGAGCCUGAUGACUUCAAGAAACUUGUGGAACCUUUGCAAAAUGUUGCAAGAAAGUUCAAAUCAAAGAUAAUGUUCAUACUUGUAGAUAUUAGAGAGGACAAUCUUGCAAAGCCCUUCCUUACUAUGUUUGGUCUAGAAGAAUCACAAGACGCUGUUGUAGUAUCUUUCAACUACAGUAGCAGCUUGAAGUAUUUGUUGGAGUCAGAUGCCACACCAGCAAGCAUAGAAGACUUUUGUUCAGGUCUUCUGAAUGGGACUGUGUCACCAUACUACAAAUCACAACCAAUUCCUGAUAACAAGAACAUGAGCAUUCUGACAGUUGUUGGUAAGACCUUUGAUGAAUUGAUCCUGAACAGUCCCGCAAACAUUCUUCUAGAGAUACACACACCAUGGUGCAUAACUUGUGAAACCACAAGCAAGCAAAUGGAGAAGUUGGCCAAGCAUUUCAAAGGCUUGGAUAACUUGAUCUUUGCAAGGAUAGAUGCUUCCCUAAAUGAACACCCGAAAUUACAGGUUGAUGAUUAUCCAACACUUCUCUUCUACUCAGCAGAUGACAAGACAAAUCCGAUACCGUUUCCUACAAAAUCAAGUGUAAAAAAUUUGGCUACACUCAUCAACAAGAAUUUGAAAGCACAAGAUCCUGAAAUCAGAGAUGAACUGUAGGAAACAGUUGCAUGCAGGGACAAGCUAAUUCGUUUGAAGAUGAGGAUAAUUAUACAACAUAUAUAGACGUCAUGCCAGUUAUAUGAGUAGAUUUUUUAUAGAGUUGCUCAAUGAAUGAAUUGAGUUGAGAUAGACGUCCACAGUUGAGUAGACUAGUAAUAGUCCUCCAAUUAGCAUAUUAAUGUUGCAAACAUGAAUAAUUCUGUAACCCCUUCCAAAAUCUGAAAUUAAAUCCUUGACGACUCAUGUAAACAUGCAGAGACAUACUAUACCUCGCUGGAAUUUACUUCUAAUAGAAAAAUCCUCUUUCAUUUUCA